UAUAAAAAUAAACAGAUGUUGGCCCCUUGCACUCCCAGUGUUACGACCUGUGGAUGUUUUAAGUUGUAUUUGUUGGUAGUGUACAAUUUUUUAUUAGUUUUGUGUUCUUAAGUAUGUCAGUAUAUUAAGUUGUUUUGUUUCUUUGUAGGUUGGUCAGAUAUUUUACUGAACACAACUGAACGCCAUCUAUUGCUGAACUACAAAAUAAUAGAUAUACUGGCCGAGUCUUAUCCAACCUUGUCAUUGGCAUGACAGAGCCUUGAUGGAGCCAUAACAUACAAAGAUUGAAUGAGUAGUGCAAUUUCCAUAUUUUCCAUUAUAUUUAUAUCAAUUGUGAUAUAUUGAUUGAUUGCAGCAUUUUAGAAAACACAUAAUUGCAUAAGUCGGUUUUACAGUAUAAGUAUAUAAGUCAGUUGGACAUUUACGAAACAGCUAAUAAGACCAUGGAGAAGUAUUACUCUUGUAGCUGCUGUCUGGUGCGCCCUCCGGACAAAGGCCUCAAGACGCUAUACAAUCAUCUUGGCAAAGCAGAGAUAUAUUACGACAUGCUGAGAGAAUGCUUUGGUUUAAGUCUAAGUUUAGGAAAUGUGGAGUGUGGGAUCUGCGAGGUGUGCGUGGGGCGGCUGCGGGACGCGAGCGACUUCAAGCAGCAAGUGCAGCGCGUGCAGGACGUGCUGCACAAGCGGCUCACGAGAGUGCUCCCUGCCACCGAGGGUGACAAUAUCAACGUCAAGUUAGAGAAACCUACUGGAGAUGACGCCAUUUCGCGCGGGAUCAAGCAGGAGAAGCUGGAGGUGGAGGUGGCUGACAGCAACUUCGUCUCAGUUACAUUAGAGUCAUUACACGAAAGUUCGCCAGCGCCUUUUGCUCAACCAGUUCCUUCCGCUUCUCACAGCGUCUCGUGCGCACCCACUCCAAACGUUACCAGGCGCCGCUUCCACCAUGGAGACAAACCUUACGCGUGCAACAUAUGCAACAAAAGAUUCGUACAGAAGGGCCAUUUAAAUGUUCAUUACGCAAACCAUAUAGGAAAAUUCAAAUUCUCUUGCGAAUUAUGCAAAAGGGGAUUCGUACAGAAAUGUGAUUAUGUAAUUCAUAUGCGGAUACACACUGGUGAAAAACCAUACGAAUGUGAUAUUUGCAACAAGAAAUAUAGACAUAAAGGCCAAUUAAACCAACAUAAAAAUACUCAUGUGAAAUAUGAUCAGAAUCGCGUAGAGCCAGGAGAAAUAACUACAUGCAAGAAAGAGUCGUCAGAAGAAUUAGAAGAUCGAGGACCCGCAAAAUGUUUUACGUGUGAUAUAUGCAAAAAGCAAUUUGUUGAUAAAACCUAUUUAGACGCCCAUUCCAAACAUCACUCUGGAGAUUAUCCGUUCACUUGCGACAUUUGUACAAGGAAAUUUAAUACGCAGUUUGCUUUGAAAACUCAUAAAGUUGAUCAUUUGGGAGGGAGACCUUUUAAGUGUGAAAAAUGUAAUAAACGGUACACAACGAAAAGUACUUUAGCUCUACAUUUGAAAGUUCACAAUGAAGAUUAUAAGCACGCAUGUCAUCUGUGUAGUAAACGAUUCAUAACAAAGGAGACUUUAAAUGUACAUAUGCUCGUACACACGGGGGAAAGGCCUUAUGCCUGUGUAACUUGUGGAACUAAGUUCCGGUAUAGAAAAAGCUUGAAGAAACAUUUAUUUGAGAAACACAACCAAGUUACGGACAAACAAUUCUGUUGUGAUACUUGUGGGAAACGAUUUGCAUUACAGGAGAUUUUAGUAAAACAUAUGAAGAAACACGAAGUCCAGACUGAGAAGGAAAGGAUGAAGAAGGAAAAGGAGAAGAAGAAGGACCCCGCUGAUAAAAAGAAAGAACUAGCAUUUAUGUGUGAAGUAUGUAGCAAGCGAUUUACGACUAUAGGUAUUUUAAAUAAUCAUAGAGUUACACAUAAUGAAGAAAAACCUUUCGAGUGCGACGUAUGUCAUAAAAAAUACCGAAAGAAGGGAAAUUUACAGGACCACAUGCAGGUGCACGAGGAAAAAAAACACUCGUGUGAAGUAUGCGGCCAGCCAUUCAGACAUAAGUCUGCCUUGAAUGUUCAUAUCCGACGGAUGCACGAGGAAAACAGACCACAUGUUUGCGAUAUUUGUAAUAAGGCUUUUGUAGUUCUUGCUGAACUUAAAGUUCAUAAUCGUAUACACACUGGGGAGAAACCGUUUGCUUGCGAAAUAUGUUGGAAGAAAUUUGAGCGCCCUGGUAGAGUUAAGAAACAUCUUGUAAAUGUCCACCACGAGAAACCUACGAGAUUUGUUAAGUUAAAAGAAUUGUAUUAAAUUGAGUAAAUUAAAAGUGACUUGUUCUAUAAA
Molecule: messenger RNA, 2354 nt
Organism: Cydia fagiglandana
Lineage: Eukaryota; Metazoa; Arthropoda; Insecta; Lepidoptera; Tortricidae
Product: gastrula zinc finger protein XlCGF57.1-like
Exons: 5
Coding region: 444-2321 (625 amino acids)
Biological process (GO): regulation of transcription by RNA polymerase II
Cellular component (GO): nucleus; nucleoplasm
Molecular function (GO): DNA-binding transcription repressor activity, RNA polymerase II-specific; zinc ion binding; RNA polymerase II cis-regulatory region sequence-specific DNA binding
Source: RefSeq, a predicted model, not a curated record